Sclerotinia borealis F-4128 is the source of this 657-nucleotide messenger RNA. Lineage: Eukaryota; Fungi; Ascomycota; Leotiomycetes; Helotiales; Sclerotiniaceae. The record is from the annotation of a GenBank genome assembly.
AUGUCUUUCUUUCCCAGAAACUUUAUCUCAACCGAGCCUUCCUCCUUCCACCCUCUCUUCCGCCUCCUCGACGACUUUGAUCAAUACAGCAGCGGUCGCAAUGAUGGCCCUCAGCAUCACCGCCGCAGCAACGUCAUGAAGACCUUCACACCCAAAUUCGACGUCAAGGAAGCCGGCGAGGUUUAUGAACUCCACGGUGAACUUCCAGGUAUCGAGCAAAAGGAUGUCGAAAUUGAAUUCAUCGAUGAUCAGACCCUCAACAUUCGUGGUCGUACUGAGCGCUCCUACACUUCCGGUACUCCACCAGCUGGUUUCAUCGAAGAUGCACCCGAGUCUGGCGCCAUCACUGAAGGUGGUGAGACCAGCGAACAUAAAGACAAAGCCCAUCAACCAACCGUCGAAGAUGAAGACGCCCAAACUCAAUCCGGCACCGGCGCCAACACCCAAGUCACCAAAGCCACCGAUCAGAAGAAGUCUCAAGAAUCUGGUCACAAAUACUGGGUCUCUGAGCGCAGCGUUGGUGAAUUCUCCCGAUCUUUCAGCUUUCCGGGACGCGUCAACCAGGAUGAGGUUCAAGCUAGCAUGAAGAAUGGCGUUCUUAGUAUCAUCGUCCCCAAGGCCAAGAAGCAGGAAAGCCGCAGAAUUGCCAUUCAGUAA